This is a messenger RNA of Brassica oleracea var. oleracea, 2080 nucleotides long. RefSeq lists its product as uncharacterized. Gene Ontology annotation, molecular function: protein binding. The transcript has 2 exons. The record is from RefSeq and is a predicted model, not a curated record. Bases 371 to 1987 code for a protein of 538 amino acids. Lineage: Eukaryota; Viridiplantae; Streptophyta; Magnoliopsida; Brassicales; Brassicaceae.
UACACAUCCACGUCAGCUAAUCACUAAAGCCAUUUCAAAUUUCAAUCGCUAUCCCGACCGUUCGAUGAGGUCCUACAGGAGCCGUUUGAUCACCGAAAUUUGAAUAAUGUCGCGAUACGAUAAGAAAAGUCAUGCGUUAUGUCUUUUUCUGACAUAACAAAUCUAAAGCUGACUAAACGACUCCGACACAGCUUCUGUCUGAAGGAGAGUCUCUGAAGACUCGUUAUAGCUUGAAAAUAUCGAGAAGCAACUUUCGUUUUGUAUAUCAGUUUCGAAAUUCAAAGGUCUUCUUCAACAUCACUUGCUUGACCAACCCAGAAGCUAAAGCAUAGAUCUUCGUUUCCAGAGCUCAAGGUCUGUGCGUGUGAUCAUGGUGGAGGAGAAUCAAACAGCUGAAGAUUUGUUACAACAAGCACUAGAGCUCGUCCCCAUCGCUCUGUCCAAAGCAAAAACAGCCAAAGGCUUCACCACCAGGUGGAGAGUGAUCAUCUCAAGGCUAGAGAAGAUCCCGACAUGUCUAUCGGAUUUGUCAAGCCACCCUUGCUUCUCCAAAAACACUCUCUGCAGAGAGCAGCUCCAAGCCGUUCUACAAACUUUACAAGAAACCAUCGCCAUAAGCGUGCAAGAGAAGCAAGAAGGGAAGCUCAAGACGCAGAGCGACCUCGACUCUCUGUCCUCGAAACUCGACCUCGCCUUGAAAGACUGCGGACUGCUGAUGAAAACAGGCGUCCUAAGCCACGUCACUCCGCAACAACCAAUACAAGACUCGGAAACGUUAGGCGUUAGAGAGCUGCUCGCUCGGCUCCAGAUAGGUCAUCUGGAGUCGAAGCGAAAGGCUCUCAAGACGCUCGUUGAGGUGAUGAAAGACGACGAAAAAGCCGUUAUAACGGCGUUAGGUCGAACAAACGUCGCGUCUCUGGUUCAGCUUCUGGCAUCCGCUAGCGUACGAGAGAACGCUGUCACCGUGAUCUGCUCAUUAGCGGAGUCAGGAGGAGGGGAGAGCUGGCUCGUCUCCGAGAACGCUCUCCCUCCUUUGAUCCGCCUCCUCGAAUCCGGAACUCCGUUAGCCAAAGAGAAAGCCGUUAUCUCUCUGCAGAGAUUGUCCUUCUCCUCGGAGACGUCGCGCGCAAUCGUAGGACACGGAGGAGUCCCUCCGUUGAUAGAGAUUUGCAAAACAGGGGACUCUGUUUCGCAAGCCGCUUCCGCUUGCACGUUGAAAAACAUCUCAUCCGUUCCCGAAGUGAGACAGUUCCUUGCGGAGGAAGGUACCAUUAAAACGAUGAUCAACAUACUCAGCUGCGGGAUCUUGCUUGGGGCUAAAGAGUACGCAGCUGAGUGUCUUCAGAAUCUCACAUCUAGCAACGAAGCUCUCAGAAGAUCGGUUGUAAAAGAGAACGGAGUUCAAACUCUCCUCGCUUACUUAGACGGACCUCUCCCACAAGAGGCAGGAGUGGCAGCGGUUCGUAACCUCGUUAGCUCUGUUCCCGUCGAGAGUUAUGAGAUGAUAGUCUCGAGUUUGGUCCACGUUCUCAAAGCGGGAUCAACCGGAGCGCAACAAGCGGCUGCGUCGACUAUAUGCAGGAUGGCUACGUCGAACGAGAGUAAGAGAAUGAUCGGGGAGUCAGGUGUUAUCCCUCUGUUGGUGAGAAUGCUGGAAGCGAAAGGAGGUGGAGCUAGAGAGGUUGCUGCUCAGGCUAUAGCGAGUCUUGUCACGGUUCCGAGGAACUGCAGAGAAGUGAAGAGGGAUGAGAAGAGUGUGACGAGUCUUGUGACGUUGCUUGAGCCUAGCCCGAGCAACUCGGCUAAGAAGUAUGCGGUUUCUUGUCUGGCGGCGAUGUGUUCGAGCAGGAAGUGUAGGAAGCUGAUGGUGUCUCAUGGAGCGGUUGGUUAUCUGAAGAAGUUGGCGGAGAUGGAGGUUCCUGGUUCUAAGAAGCUUCUUGAGAGGAUUGAGAAAGGGAAAUUGAAAAGUUUCUUUAGUAGGAAGUAGACUGAGAAUAUAUAUAUAUAUUGUGUAUGUUGUAACGUUUCAUAACCUAUAUGAAACUGUAACAAUGGUAUUGAACAUUUAGGUUUGUGCAUU